Nematostella vectensis (starlet sea anemone) is the source of this 1345-nucleotide messenger RNA. RefSeq lists its product as uncharacterized. The record is from RefSeq and is a predicted model, not a curated record. Gene Ontology annotation, biological process: proteasome-mediated ubiquitin-dependent protein catabolic process. Gene Ontology annotation, cellular component: SCF ubiquitin ligase complex. Bases 175 to 834 code for a protein of 219 amino acids. Gene Ontology annotation, molecular function: protein binding. Lineage: Eukaryota; Metazoa; Cnidaria; Anthozoa; Actiniaria; Edwardsiidae. The transcript is spliced from 2 exons.
CCUUUUUGAUUUGGACAUGAGGAUAAAACCUCGCAGCGAGUACUGAAUAUGGUCUACCUGUGUCACCAGGCCUUUGUGAAACAAAAGAAGUAAACAGACGACAAAAUUGUGAACAUAUUUGAGCAUAUUUCUCAAGUUUGGUUUUCAGAUUCCCUCAGCAGCGCCCUGUAGCACAUGUUUCAUAGCUGCGAGAGUCUUCAGGAUCUCUGCAGACGUGUUAUUAUCCGUGCAGUGGGGAGCAGAAGGCAGGUUGAGCCUCUGCCUUUGCCCAGCGCGCUCAAGGAAUGGAUAAGGGAAUACGAAGAAGAACCACGGUUCGAUCGCAAAUUGACGAACCUCAAACACGUUAUGUUUUCUGCAGAUGACACGACGGUGACGUUUAAAGGCACAUCAUUCUAUAGCACUACCCUGAUUAAGACCCCAUAUGGGCGUGGCUACAUAAGCGGGAAACAUGAGUGGGUUUUCUACUUUGACAACUGCAUGGGCCAAGUAGCUGUCUGCGUUGUACCCGCUAAGUUCAAAGAAGGCAAGGAUUUUGACCUGGUUCCAUAUAUUGGUCACUGUGUUGGUUGGUGCUUCAAUCAAGUAGGACGUGCUACAUAUGAGCUGCCUCUUUGGGAGGAGAAGAGAUACUACAGUUCAUUGUUCAACUCCUGGGAUAUGGUGUGGGUGUUAUUAGAUAUGGACAAAGGAACAUUGGGGUUCAUGGUGAACGGCAAGGAAUUGGGUGUGGCAUUCAGUGAAGGAAUUAUUGGCAAUGAGUUAUUUCCUGCAAUAUGCUUGUGUGGGGAAGGGGAAAAAGCAACUAUAAUUAGCAGUAGCACGUAUUUAUAGACUUGAAGAUUUGGCACAUCAAGAGAUGAAAAAUCUAAAACAAAAAUGCAUGUGCUAAUAGCUUAGUCAUGAACUCAGGUAAGGAGCCCUUGCCAGACAACUGUUAUUCCUUUCAACCAAUAUUUGAGACAAAUCAUGAGAGGAAACCCCAAAGUAGCCACCUAAAAAUACAAUCUUAUGCUUCAUUUACCAAAUUCAAUCACAGGCUUACCAUCCUCACAUUAUUAUCAUUAGAAUUAUUUCCUGUAAAUGAUCCAUUGCAAAAAAAAUUGAUGUCAAUAAAUCGUUACUAUUUGUAAUAGAUCAUUAACGGGAAAUAAUUCUGGUGAUAACAACUGAAUGUGAUUCAGUUGAAAAUAUCCAAACAGGUUCUACAAAUCAGCAGAUGGAAAUGGAUGCUUUUUCACACUUGUUGCUAUGCUAGAAUGACAAAAUGAUGGUCGACAGAGACUAUUAGAAUUGAGGUGAAAACCCUUCUGAAAACAGAAUUCAAUAAAAAAGCUUUGCCCUA